This is a messenger RNA of Eupeodes corollae, 1685 nucleotides long. RefSeq lists its product as uncharacterized. The transcript is spliced from 2 exons. The coding region runs from base 76 to 801 and encodes 241 amino acids. The record is from RefSeq and is a predicted model, not a curated record. Lineage: Eukaryota; Metazoa; Arthropoda; Insecta; Diptera; Syrphidae.
ACGGACGUGCAAACUCUGAGUCUUGUGGGGUGCAAACUUUUUGUUAAUAAACGUCAAUUUUCUUUAGCAUAUAAAAUGCUGUGCUCGCAGUGCAAUAAAAAAAUAGUUAACCAUAAAUCUAAAGUCACUUGUGGUGAUUGUAAAUCAGUUUUUCAUUGCUCAUGUGUUAAUCUUGAUUUGUCUGAACUGGAGCAGAUGAAAGCUCAGAACUCAAGUUAUCGUUGUGAUAAGUGUAAUGCUCUUCGACGAAAAUCAUUACAACAUCAAAGUCUUCAGAACUUAAGACCAAAUCCAACAACACCGGCUACAAAAAAUUCUAAAAUAGCCCAACAAAAUGUAGAAAUCGAUACGUCAUCAUCGCAAAAAAAAUGUGGUUCAACCGGCACAUCAGUUACGCUGCAAAUGCUUUACGAAGAAAUUAUAUGCAUAAAAAAAAUUAACUGCGAUUUUCUCAGCACAAUCAAUCAGCUGGAAGAGAAAAAUAAAGAGCUUCAAUCGAAAAUCAAAUCUCUUGAAAACACAAUCAACUGGAGAGAGCAGAAGAUCGUUGAAAAUUUCGUUGAGAUCGUAGGAGUACCUGAUGUCAACAACCAAAAUGUUGGAGAGUGUGUGCAGAAAAUAUUCACUGAUGCUCUGGAUAUAUGUGUACCUUCUACUGAUGUCCAAAAUUGCUAUGUGAAAAGAAUCUGGCUGAACAAUGCAAACACUGGCCCAGCUUCCGAAAAAUCCAGAAAAAACAAAAAAGAGUUCAACGAUAUUAUUUGCGUUCAAUUCUCUUCUCUAGAAGCAAAACAGAAGUGAGGGAACCGAAGACAAUAUUUACAUCAACGACUGUCUUACUGGCUACAACCGUCAUCUGUUUAUGGAGGCAAAAAAAAAGAAAGAUGAGAAAAAAUAUAAGUAUUUAUGGUUUCAAAACUCGCAAAUUUUAAUGAGAAAGAUUGAUAAAGGUAGGGUUGUUGUCAUAAGAUGUUUUGAUGAUUUCACAAAGCUGGAAGACUAAAUGUCUUUCGUUUAAAAUUUUUCAUUUAAACUAUGUUUGAUUUGAAUAAUUAUUUUGAUCUUUUAAGCAACAAUCCAACCUCUAAAACUAUAAUAAGCAUUAGCGAUAGAGUUUUUAAUUGUAAUACCAAUGAAGGCAAUUCAUUUUUUGUUGUGCAUCAGAACAUACGUAGUUUAAGGCAGAACUUUGAUUUAUUGGUGUGUUAUCUGGAUGCUCUUGUUAGAUUACCAGAUUUUAUAUUUUUGUCUGAGAUUUGGAUUUUUGAAUGUGAAAUAGAUGAUUAUUAUAUUCCUGGUUACAAUUUGUGUGCCAACACAAAUGAAACAUAUGCUGCAGGUGGAGUGGGAGUUUUUGUUCGUGAUUCUUUGAAUUAUGAAGAUUAUAAAAUAAAUUGUGUUAAUUUUGUGAGUGCAGAUGUGAUUGAAUUGUUUUGCAAAAUCCGUAAUGAAAAUUUUAAAUUUGUGUGUGUUUAUAGACUACACGCUCAUGAUAUUCAAGUGUUUUUGGAUGAAUUCUCAAUGUUCUUAAGCAAUGAAAAAGCGGGUAAUUUAAUAAUAUUGGGUGACUUUAAUAUCGACAUUUUGAAUCCAGGAACUACAUCUGACUGUUAUCUUGCCUUAACAGCUGAGCAUGGUCUUAAUUCAUUCGUAAAUGGAAUCACAAGACCAAUCUCCAACUCCUG